CCCAACAAGAAAGCCAAAGAAAAUGCAUUAUCAUUCAUCAAUUUCCUUCUUCAUUCUAACCAUCCUCUCAAGCCUCUUUUCCUCAGCUGAGCCGGCUCAUCGAUGUACAGAAAAAUUCCAUGAGCUCGUCAAAGGUAGAAACCUCACAAAUUGCCAACGGCUCCCAACUCUCGGCGCAGAGCUCGGUUGGAGCCACCCUUCAUUCGACAAAUCCCGCCACGUAUUUCAAGUCCUCUUCGGCGCCCGGAUGGAAGACGAAGGGGGAUGGUUGGCGUGGGGCGUGAACCCUGGAUGGAAGGCAGAGAUGGUCGGGACGAGAGCCGUGAUUGGGGUUAGGAACCCUGACAAUGGCUCUAUUUACUGUAGGACGUACAAUGUGAGCUAUGAGACUAGGAUUGGGUGUCCCCUCUGGCCGACGGAUAUGGAGGAGAUCAAAUGCUUGAAAUUUGAAUAUGAUAACUCGACGGAAUACCAUUUGAUAACUGCCACUUUGAGUCUCUCUAUAGCUGAUUAUAAUGUUACGAGGCUUAAUAUUGUGUGGCAGAGUGGGUCGCGCGUUGCUGACGAUAGGCCUUUACGGCAUGUGGCUAACUUAAAGAAUGUUGAUUGUGUUGAGACGCUUGAUUUGCUUACUGGUAAAAGUACUGACAUGUCCCACCUCAAGAUUCACCUUAGACAAGUGCAUGGAGUAUUGAACAUUAUAGGUUGGGGAACGUUCUUGCCAAUUGGAGCAAUAUCAGCAAGAUUCUUUAGGAAAUUUCCAUUUGAAUGUGAAAUUUGGUGGUUCUAUACUCACGUGGGUUGCCAAUUGGCUGGGUUUUCCAUUGGCGUCGUUGGUUGGGGCAUUGGAAUGUGGCUCGCUCAUAGUUCCCCUCGCUACAUUUUCCGCACUCAUCAUAUCUUCGCCAUCUUCAUCUUCGUUUUCGCCACUUUACAAACAUUGGCGAUAAGGUUUAGGCCAUCGUUGCAGGACGACUUCCGAAGAGUGUGGAACAUCUAUCAUCAUUUCUUAGGAUAUUCUUUACUAGCAUUGAUAUAUAUAAACAUAUUUGAAGGAAUAAAAAUCUUGAAGCCAGAGAAUAAGGAGAAAUGGAGAUAUGCAGUGAUUGGAAUUCUUAUAGCUUUGGGGUCGAUCACUUUGAUCCUUGAGGGUUAUACUUGGAGAAAGUUUAUUCAUCAAAAGAAUGAACUGAAGAAAUCAGAGCCUUUACCUAAUCAAGCUAAGCCUGAGGAAGAAGAAGAAGGUGGAAUAAUAACUCAAUCAACAUUCACAAGAAGAAACUCUCCCUCUACACCUACAUUAAUGGAUGAAUAAAAACAAUACUAUUGCUAAAAUUAUUCAAUCCAACUUUUUGUAUGGAGCUAAUUUUUUUUAUAUGUAUAUAUUUGGGAUUUUUGUCAUUAUAUAUGUUGUUUUGGUGUUUCAGCUAAUUUGUAAUGUUGAAAUUUGGAAGAAAAGAAAAUUA
Molecule: messenger RNA, 1466 nt
Organism: Benincasa hispida (wax gourd)
Lineage: Eukaryota; Viridiplantae; Streptophyta; Magnoliopsida; Cucurbitales; Cucurbitaceae
Product: cytochrome b561 and DOMON domain-containing protein At4g12980-like
Source: RefSeq, a predicted model, not a curated record